Molecule: messenger RNA, 1194 nt
Organism: Punctularia strigosozonata HHB-11173 SS5
Lineage: Eukaryota; Fungi; Basidiomycota; Agaricomycetes; Corticiales; Punctulariaceae
Exons: 5
Coding region: 23-1108 (361 amino acids)
Biological process (GO): protein import into mitochondrial matrix
Cellular component (GO): mitochondrial outer membrane; mitochondrial outer membrane translocase complex
Molecular function (GO): transmembrane protein transporter activity
Source: RefSeq, a predicted model, not a curated record
UGCUCCUAACGUUCCCGUCCUAAUGGCCACGUCUGCGUUCCCCGGCUACCCCGCGCCCGCGUCCCCUGCCCCGGCGCCGUCAGGUCCCUCGACGCAUGUGCCGAGUUACUUGACACCCGUCGCGCCGCUGGUGCACGCGUACAACCGGUUCGCUCACUGGCGUACUGCGCUCGACCUCCCCAGCCCUGGAACGGCCGAGAAUCUACAGAAGGAAGUCAAGAACACUCACUUGACGAACUUCUUCUUUGAUGGCGCCCGUGCCGACCUCACCAAGAGCUUGUCAAUGAACCCCGCCUUCCAAUGUACACAUUCGUUCGCAAUGGGCUCGCAAACAGCACCGCCGUCGUACAACUUCGGUACCGUGUUUGCUAGCAAUGACAUUUUCCUGCAAGGCGGUGUUGACAAUGAGGGCAACGUUAACGCACGGUUUAACAAGGGAUGGUCAGACAGCAGCAUUACGAAGGUGCAGGGCCAGUUGUCCUUCACCGAAGGCCACAGCAUGCUUCAACUGGAGCAAGACUACCAAGGGAAGGACUUCAGCGCGAAUGUCAAGGCGCUCAACCCCUCCCCGGCAGACCUCACCGGAAUCUACGUCGGCAACUACCUCCAGUCCGUCUCGAAAAACAUCGCCGUCGGCUUCGAGUCCGUUCUACAGCGCCCGGCUCCGGGUAUGGUCGAGCUCACGACGUCCUACCUCGGCAAGUACACGUCCGCGGACCGGAGCUGGAUUGCGACCGCGCAGGUGCAGCCGCCUGGCGUGAUCCAGGCAACGUACUGGCAGAAGCUGAGCGAGAAGCUCGACGUCGCGGCGGACCUCCAGGUUGUGGCCGCCCCGACACGGCGUGACGCGGUCGCCACGCUUGGCGCCAAGUGGGACUUGCGCGCGAGCACGUUCCGUGCGCAGCUCGAUUCGACGGGCAAGGUCUCCGCACUGCUCGAGCAGCGGUUCUCGCCCGCGCUGGCUAUCCUGUUCGCGGGUGAGAUAGAUCACUUCAAGAACGCGAGCAAGUUCGGUGUCGGUGUGAUGGUCGAGUCGUCGUCGUUGACACCAGAGGAGAUGGGCAUGCCUCCACAACCCGGUUACCCAUACACGCCCCCGCCGUACUGAUGCAUACAUACAUUAUAGCCGCUUAAUACAUACAAUGCUCUCGCACUUCGCUGUCUAGAAUUCAUCAUGGUUGAAAUCCCUGCUCU